Molecule: messenger RNA, 881 nt
Organism: Linderina pennispora
Lineage: Eukaryota; Fungi; Kickxellomycota; Kickxellomycetes; Kickxellales; Kickxellaceae
Product: CHAP-domain-containing protein
Exons: 1
Coding region: 120-833 (237 amino acids)
Source: RefSeq, a predicted model, not a curated record
UCAACAUACGUGUGAACAAACAUGUAUAAAAGGAGCAGGAAAAGGGCUGCCCAUCAGCCAAAUACUCAGUAACAAGAAACAUCCCACUUCCUCUCGUCACCAAAAAAUUUCCUUCAGCCAUGAAGCUCACGGCAAUCGCAACACUCUUCCUCGCCACCAUCUCUCCGCUGGCGGGCGCCUACCCCAUCUAUAAGGCUGAUACUGUCAACUGCCGCUCCAGCCCCAGCACCUCGGGCAAGGUGGUCAAGACCUACAAGAAGGGCGAUGACAUCAAGCUCACCUGCCAGAUCUCCGGCGAGACCAUCAAGGGCAACUCGCUGUGGGGCAAGACCUCGGACGGCUGCUACGUCGCUGACUACUACAUCAAGACUGGGUCCUCCGGGUACGUUGCUGGACGGUGCAGCGAGGGUGGCUCAUCUGGUGGCGGCUCCACUGGCGGCAGCAGUACCGGCAUGAAGGAUGAUUAUCCUUACAAGGACAACUGCGGUCCUGUUGACAAGUGGAACUACUUCAAGUGCCAGUGCACGUCGUUUGUUGCCUGGCGCAUCAACUCACGUCUGGGCAUCAACUUCCACAACCGCUACAAGAGCAAGGCGUGGGGUAACGCGAAGGAGUGGGAUGAGGCGGCGCGCGCAUCAGGCGUCAGGGUCGACGGUACCCCGAAAGUGGGUGCGGUUGCGCAGACCAAUGCCGGGCCAUUCGGCCAUGUUGCUUGGGUGGCCAAGGUCUCAGGCAACAAUGUUGUGGUUGAGGAGUACAACAAGGGUGGAACUGAGCGCUACGGCACCCGCACUGUCCCCAAGAACUCAUUCAACUAUAUCCACCUCAACUAAAAUGUGUCUAUGUUUCAUUCGCUGGAAGAUAUAUUGCUAUCAAUAAAC